AUGGCUAGGUCUGCCCUAUUAAUUGCUGUGUUUUAUAUGGUCUACGCAAUGAUCCCCAUUUUAAUGGGGCAGUCCGCAGGCGUAAACUUCAACUUUCCUCAAUUCAGGAGUUGCAAUACAAGCGACAUUCUCUGUGUAAAUGAUGCCACAAUAUCUAGACAUGAAGUCCAUCUGACAAACAUUACAAAUCCUCACUACAAAUUGACCAACAAAACCUCAGGCAGAGUUGUUUACAGCCAGACCAUUAGCCUGUCCUCUCUUGACAGCUUCACUACAGAUUUUCAGUUUGUAUUGAAAUAUUAUAACCAUAGCCCUAAUGUUUAUCCAUACGGUGGAAUCUCUUUCUUCAUGACAUCGAAAGAAAUGGCGACAAGUGCUCACUCAGUGAAUUCUUUCAGCGGUCUUCCCGGUAACGGAUCUCUCUCAGUCGGCGUUGUCGCAGUUGAAUUUUAUAGUAACAAUAAGGUUUACACCGAUGUUGGUGGCUAUCGUCCUAAUCCGACUUUAAAUUACACGAACUUGAAUGCACCAUUAAACGAUAGGACGCUGUGGCAUGCACGCAUAGAUUAUAACUGGGUAGUUGUGAUCUGGAGGUUGUUCGCCAUCGUCAUGAGAUUGCAAAGCAGCAGCGAACAAACAUGUGAAGACAAUGAGAUAGAGAUUGACAGGCUUGUAGACCAAGGUCCAAGUAGAUAUAAGCUGGAGGAUCUCAAGGCCGGAACCGACAAUUUCAGUGAAACUUUAAAGCUGGGGCAAGGAGGAUUUGGAGGUGUGUACAAAGGCGUUAUAGGAGAAGCAAAUGAAGUUGUUGCUAUCAAGCGCGUCUCACAAGGGUCAAGACAGGGGUUAAAAGAAUUCAUCUCUGAAAUAAGUAUUGUUAGUCGAGUAAGGCAUCGAAACCUUGUUCAGCUUUUUGGAUGGUGUCAUGAGAAAGGCGAAUUGAUUUUGGUGUACGAGUAUAUGUCUAAUGGAAGCCUAGACAAACACCUUUUCAUCAAAGGAGAUUCUCCUCCACUGCAUUGGAGUCGUAGGUAUCAAAUAGCAUUGGAAAUAGCUUGUGGGCUGUUGUAUCUUCAUGAAGAAUGGGAUCACUGUAUUGUACACAGGGAUGUAAAAUCCAGCAAUGUUAUGCUCGAUAACAAUUUCAAUGCAAAGCUUGGGGACUUUGGUUUGGCACGCAUAUUGGAGCACAAUUGUUUGUCUCAGACCACAAUGGCGGCUGGAACCCUGGGCUAUAUGGCUCCUGAGUCUGUUACCACGGGAAGAACAAGUCCUGAAUCAAAUGUUUAUAGUUUUGGUGCCGUGGCCUUGGAAUUUGCUACAGGAAGGAGAGCUGUAGAUAAGAGCUUGCAAGAGCAUAACAUGAGGGUUGUAGAGUGGGUAUGGGAUCUUUAUGGUCAAGGCAAAGUUUUGGAAGCUGCUGAUGAGAAAUUGAAUGAAGAGUAUGAGAGGUUGGAAAUGGAACAAUUGAUAGGGAUAGGGUUGUGGUGCUCUCAUCCAGAUCCAGUUGCAAGACCCAAAAUGAGGCAAGUGGUAAAGUCGUUGAAGCUGGAAGAUCGAGUGCCUAAUCUUCCUCCAGAAAUACCUGUGCCAACAUAUACCACAUUUCAUGGAGCCAACCUUUCAGUUCCUUCUUCAUUUAGAACGGAGCCUACCCAUGCACUCCCGUCUUUUGCUUCCAUAUCUCAAUCAGUUAAUUCAUCUCAAGUCUCCUCCUGUUCAUAUUCAAGCACAGCUCCCAUCGCUGUGCAUUUUCAAAAGGAAGCAUAG
Molecule: messenger RNA, 1770 nt
Organism: Cryptomeria japonica (Japanese cedar)
Lineage: Eukaryota; Viridiplantae; Streptophyta; Pinopsida; Cupressales; Cupressaceae
Product: L-type lectin-domain containing receptor kinase IX.2-like
Exons: 2
Coding region: 1-1770 (589 amino acids)
Biological process (GO): protein phosphorylation
Cellular component (GO): plasma membrane
Molecular function (GO): ATP binding; protein kinase activity; carbohydrate binding
Source: RefSeq, a predicted model, not a curated record